UUCCGUGGCAACCGGGACAGACAUUUUCUACUCAGGUGUCAAAGUUUUACUUGGUCUGUGUUUGGUUUUGCGAGAAGCCCACGUUGGCUAUCAGAAGCAGCUAUAGGCCCCCUCAGUGACCAGUAUGCAACUCACAACAGAAGAAAAAAUAGAGCUGGGAUUCAAGGAACAGGGGACAGUCAAUCCUGCAUUCAUGGGUAAAGACAGUGAUGAACAGCCACAGCUGACAGUCGACACUGAAGAGGUGCACACUGAAGCCCUGCAGGAGUCUGAUGAUAAAGGUGUAGAUCUGGUUUACUCCCUCAAUGACAGGCCACCAUGGUACCUCUGCAUUCUGCUUGGCUUCCAGCAUUACAUCCUGGCGUUCGGAGGCAUCAUUGCUGUUCCACUGAUACUGGCCGAGCCACUGUGCAUAAAGGACAACAAUGUCGCCAAAAGCCAGCUCAUCUCCACCAUCUUCUUCGUGUCAGGACUGUGCACCCUGCUGCAGACAGCUGUUGGUACCAGAUUACCAAUCCUCCAGGGUGGGACUUUCAGCUUCAUCACCCCGACCCUGGCCAUUCUUGCUUUGCCGAAGUGGCAGUGUCCCGCUCCCCAGGCACCUGCAGCACCUCCACUUCAGCCACUGAACGUGAAUAACUCAGUGCAAAUGAAGGAUUCUGAUGAGGUGUGGAUGUCACGGAUGCGGGAGAUCCAGGGAGCCAUCCUGGUGUCCUCUCUGCUCCAGAUCUUUCUGGGUUUUUCUGGCUUGGUGGGCUUUGUGCUUAAAUACAUUGGCCCACUGGCUAUUGCUCCAACCAUCAACCUCAUCGGUCUGUCACUGUUCAUUGAGGCUGGGAAGAAGUCAGGAGGUCACUGGGGAAUAGCUGCUCUCACCGUCUGUCUGAUCCUUCUGUUCUCUCAGUACCUCAGCAAAGUUGACGUUCCAAUGAUCGCCUACAAGGAUAAGAAGUGGAAGGUCUUCCAGUAUCCACUCUUCAAGCUCUUCUCUGCUUUGUUUGGGAUGUGCGGUGGCUGGCUGGUCUGCUUCCUCCUGACCUUCUUCGACGUCUUACCUUCAAAACCUGAUGAGUACGGCUUCUCAGCCAGGACCGACAUCAGCCUGGAUGCUGUGACAAACUCCCCGUGGUUCCAUGUACCAUACCCAGGUCAGUGGGGUCUGCCUACAGUCAGUGUGUCUUCAGUGCUCGGUAUGAUGGCGGGUGUCUUGGCGUCUACCAUGGAAUCCAUUGGUGAUUAUUAUGCCUGUGCUCGUUUGUCUGGCGCUCCUCCUCCCCCAACUCACGCCAUCAACAGAGGCAUCGCCGUGGAGGGCAUUGGCUGCAUCCUGGCUGCGCUAUGGGGAACAGGGAAUGGUACCACCUCUUACAGCCAAAACAUUGCUGCACUCGGCAUUACAAAGGUUGGCAGCAGACUGGUCCUCCAGACAACCGGCAUUCUAAUGAUUGUCCUGGGAAUCUUUGGGAAGUUUGGAGCUGUGUUUAUCACCAUCCCAGAUCCUGUCAUCGGAGGCAUGUUCCUUGUUAUGUUUGGAAUGAUCGCAGCCGUGGGGAUAUCCAACCUCCAGUACGUGGACCUGAACUCAUCCCGAAACCUGCUGAUCCUCGGCUUCUCAACAUUCAGUGGUCUUGUCUUACCUACCUGGUUCCACUCAAACCCUGGCAUCAUCGACACAGGUAUAAAGGAGCUGGAUCAAGUCAUCGUCGUCCUCUUUACCACACACAUGUUCAUUGGAGGGUUCUUCGGGUUUAUUCUCGACAAUACCAUUCCAGGUACCGAUAAGGAGCGAGGCAUUAAAAAUUGGCGGGACAAGGAGCACUUUGAGAGCCAGAAAAUGUGUGACCAGUCCUGCUAUGAGCUGCCGUACUGCAGCAGCCUCUUCAGACGCUUCAGGUGUUUCCAGUAUCUGCCCUUCCUGCCAUCUUAUAAAACCACUCAAGAGGGGGCAUACAUGUAAUGUGGGUAUUUAAGAAGACAGAGCUGGUUUAUUAGGCCUGUAAAAGCAAAUGGUGGUUAAAGGAUCAAGUCUGGGGAUUUUCCAUACUUCAAUUAUUGUCAACACAUCCAGCAUUUAACCAUUUAGGAUUCCUUGACUAAAUGCAGUUUAUUUUCCUACUAUAUAUUUUGAUGGGUUGUUACACUAGAGAUCACUUUAAAUUACAGCUGUUUUAUUAUAGUACAUUCAUUGAGGGAUGAAGGAUGACAGAAAUUGAGUUCACUUUCUUGAAGCAGCCUGAAAACUUAUGGUAAUUAGUGUCAUGACUUUAGAAACUUCACAUUGGCUAUUUGUCUUUAGUAGCAGUCAACUGGUUGGAAAUCUGUAGCUGCGUUUGAAGGCUUCCAUCUGGACAAAAUUUCUUGAACUCAUCAAAAAACCUAGCAAUCAUCAAUUUCUGAAAGUCUGUUUCCUCUUUGGGAAACAUUUCAAAAAUGUUAAAGACAUUAUGUUCAUCUUUCCAAU
Messenger RNA from Sphaeramia orbicularis (orbiculate cardinalfish), 2461 nucleotides. RefSeq names its product solute carrier family 23 member 1. Gene Ontology annotation, biological process: transmembrane transport. The record is from RefSeq and is a predicted model, not a curated record. Lineage: Eukaryota; Metazoa; Chordata; Actinopteri; Kurtiformes; Apogonidae. Gene Ontology annotation, molecular function: transmembrane transporter activity. The transcript has 12 exons. The coding region runs from base 125 to 1957 and encodes 610 amino acids. Gene Ontology annotation, cellular component: membrane.